AUGUCAAGCCAGCCUGGCCCCUCGAAACCUGCCUCAAAGGAUCACUACAAGUUCUGGCAGAAGACUGACACCGAACGCGAUCGUCAGAAAUCAGCCACAGCUAAUAACGAAGUCGCAGUUCCACCUGCCGUCGCCACCUCACUGCAACCAUCUCACCCCGAUGCGUAUACCUCAACCCGUACAAGAGCUUCUCGACAUCCAGAGAAAGUUGAAAGGAAAGAGUAUACAUUUCGACGUACUGCUCCUACCCAAGACCAUCCUCCCAACGAAGUCCAUCGUUCUCGAAACGAUCAUGCUCCAACCACAAUGCCCUCCAAACAGCCCGAAGUAUCGCUCCCGCCGCAGCAGUCCCACACAUCAAAACCGCACUACCAAGAAAUAGAAAGGGUGAAACCAAUGGAAGCAUUGGACAGAAGACAUCCUCAAGAGGAGAGAGAGCGGGAGAGAGGACUUCAUAGGGAAAAUCACAGAGAAAGAGAUAGAGAGAGGGAACGGGAGAGUGGGAGAGAACGAAGAAGGGACAGAGAAGAGGGGAAAUUCAAAAGCAAAGACAAGGACAAGGAUCAAGAAGGGGAGCCAGGUAGACAGAGGGAGGAACACACGAAACAGGUGGAUCGCGAGAGAGAGAGGAGAGAGAUGGAGCGAGAGAGGGAAAGAAAAGAAAAGAGAGAGCGUGAAAGAGAGAGGGAAAGAGAAAAGGAGGUAGAGAGGGAGGAGGAGAGAAGAAAGGAGAGGGAGCGGAAGAGAGAGGCAGACAGAGAGGAGCGUGAGAGGGAGAGGCAGCGCGAGAAGGAGAAGCAGCGCGAGAGGCGAGACAGAGAACGCGAACGAGAGAGGGAACGUGAAAGGGAGUUGAAGGAACAACGUGAAAGAGAGCUCAAGGAACGCGAACGAGAGAGGGAACGUGAAAGGGAGUUGAAGGAACAGCGUGAAAGAGAGCUCAAGGAACGCGAACGAGAGAGAGAAAGGGACAGACAGCUGAAGGAACGCGAACAAGCGCGGGAACGCGAAAGGGAACUCAAGGAACGCGAACGAGAGCAGGAGCGUGAAAGGGAGAAGGAGCGUGAAAGAGAGCUCAAGGAACGCGAACGACAGAGAGCGCUCAAGGAACGCGAACAAGAACGGGAACGCGAAAGAGAACUGAAGGAACGCGAACUAGAGAAGGAGCGUGAAAGAGAGAAGGAGCGUGAAAGAGAGCUCAAGGAACGCGAACGACAGAGAGCGCUCAAGGAACGCGAACAAGAACGGGAACGCGAAAGAGAACUGAAGGAACGCGAACUAGAGAAGGAGCGUGAAAGAGAGAAGGAGCGUGAAAGAGAGCUCAAGGAACGCGAACGACAGAGAGAACGGGAAAGACAGCUCAAGGAACGCGAACAAGAGCGUGAACGCGAAAGAGAGUUGAAGGAACGCGAGCAAGAGAGAGAACGGGAAAAACAGUUCAAGCAACGGGAACAAGAGCGGGAACGCGAAAGACAGCUCAAGGAACGUGAGCAAGAGCGGGAACGCGAAAGGGAGUUGAAGGAACGCGAAAGGGAGAAGGCACGCGAACAAGAGCGGGAACGCGAAAAACAGCUCAAGGAACGUGAGCAAGAGCGGGAACGCGAAAGGGAGCUGAAGGAACGCGAAAGAGAGAAGGAGCGUGAAAGAGAAAAGGAGCGUGAAAGAGAGCUCAAGGAACGCGAACGAGAGAGAGAACGGGAAAGACAGCUCAAGGAACGCGAACAAGAUAGAGAACGGGAAAAACAGCUCAAGGAACGUGAGCAAGAGCGGGAACGCGAAAGGGAGAAGGAACGCGAAAGGGAGAAGGAACGCGAAAGGGAGAAGGAACGCGAAAGGGAGAAGGAACGCGAAAGGGAGGAGGAACGCGAAAGAGAGCUCAAGGAACGUGAGCGGGAGAAGGAACGCGAAAGGGAGAUGGAGCGCGAGAAGGAGAAAGAGCGAGAACGCGCCAGAGACAGAGACAGACGGAGGGAAAGGGAGGCAGAGCAUGAAUUCAAGAAGGCUAAAGUCAGGGAUCAACCCCGCGACAGAGAUAGAGCGGCUGGGCGAGACACACAAAGGCCAAGUCAAAGGAAUACCGGAGUAUUCCUUGAAGAUGAGAAGGCGGCCGAGCGGCCGAGCAAGGAUGAACGAAGGGCAGAAAGGGCAUACUACCAUAAGGACAGAGAAGACAGAGGUCGCGAAAACAAACCGACUGUCCUCGAAUCCGGAGUUGAACACGAUUCCCCCAAUGCUAGGAUCUACCGUGAAAAUGAUCGACCAAAGGGUACUGGCAAGGAGGGAGUGAGGGAGGAUGACUUAGAACGCAAUCUGAGAAGACCACUCAAUCGUCAUCCCGCCGAAGCAGUUCGCGACGAGGGUGAUAGCUCCGAUAGUUCCAUAAAACCGGCAAUUCGACCCUCACUCCCUGGCCACAGGCGCCACCGGACGGAGGAACGAGUCGCCAAGUACAUUUACAAGAUUCAGGAAACACACGUCGACACACCACACCUUCCGUUGCAGCCAAACGUAAUCGAUAUCCGCCCUACACGUGUUCAUCUUCCUCCCAAGGAGUUAAAAAUGCACGAUCGCACGGUCUCAUUGCCCUCUGGCGUUCCAGGCGGAAACGUCACCAGUGAUACAGAAGGCGCCCUACUUCGUGAAGCUAGACAUGAGAGGCAAGCCCAGGAUCGACAAAACAAUGCCAUUUUGACCGGUAACGAUAUAGUAUCGAAACCUAACGAACUUCAUUCUCGACGCCCACCAUCUCGUUAUGAUGCUCCUAUCGGCUACCUCGUAUCACCUCCCCUCCAGGUUUCCUCCUCCAGCACACCACUUGUGAAGUCCAGACGCGAGUCGCACGUGCCCCUAGGCGUCACUCAUAACCCCAGCGUGACCGCAAUUCGGGGGCAAGUGUCCGAAAAUCUUGCUCCAGUCGAGAACCACAAGUCAUCAAUCCGUAUGCAAGAUCACACCCCUCCGGGACGACCAGAGUUUCUUCGCCCACCAAACUCUUUCGGGCUACCCUCAACCUUUGAACCCGAACAAUACGGUUCAAACAAACAGACAGCAACGCACCACUCGGAUUUGCCUUCCACGUUUAACACGAACGCUGCAAACCAAGCAGAUGUUCUGUCUACACACCUCAAGACCGAUAUUUCUUUGCAGGUGUCCUCGAACCAAUCACCUGCUAAUCAUUUCCGCCAGGCGUCACGAAAUGUCACAGCCGUGGACAGUACACCUACAACCACUCCGAUGUAUUUGGAGGCGAAGAAGACCACUCAACAGGUAGACGGAUCGUCGAUACCCCCUGGUUCAUACUUGUCGCAAAUGCUCCCCCGGUCUACAACACCAAAGCCCGAAAGUGCUCUACAGAAAGUACCCCUGACUCAACCAUCAGUCGAUCUUUUCAGCCCACCCCCUGUUGUGAAUUAUGGCGUACCAGCUCACCCUGAGUCAAAUGGCACCUUGGGCAUAGCGCGCUCCACGACGCAGAAGGCUGAAUCCUCUCCCCAUAACGUACUCUUACCUUAUGGGUCGAGCGAGCGUCCAAGUCAGUCGACAGAGGAUUUGUACCGGAACCCUGUCAUCACAGCGACUGCGACUUACAUGGAAUCAAGAAAGAUGGCUGCUCAGCAUCCAGAGCCACCCUCAUUCCCAUCUACGAGUAUUACACCGAACUUUGCAGGUACUCGACCCACACCACCAAAGGUUGAAAGCUCUCCGCAAUUGUCUACGCCUCAAUUUCGCUAUCCUGGCCAAUUGCCAUCAACUACGUUGCAUAGCAUAUCUUCUGCCCCGCGAACAUAUCCAGAACCGAAGGCGAUAAGUCAGCUUUCGGAUCAACCUCUCACGUUGCCUGGAACAAAUGUUGCAUCCAACCAAGCAUAUGCUUGGGCCACGCCACCGAAGCCCGAACGUUCUCCCCUGGCUUCAAUUCAGCCAUCAACAGACUACCCCAACCAAGUGCCGCGGAAUGACCCGGAAGCAAUUGUUCCACAACUUCAGCUGAAUUCAAGGAGGAUGAACGCUCAGCAGUCAGAUUCCCCUUCAGCGUUCUCAAUUACCAUUUCGGCGCCCAAUCAGACUGUGGCUCGUGCCACGCCGCUGAAAGCAGAAAAUUCUCUUCCAAAGGAAUCCCCAGUUCUGCCAACACCUGAACAUCAUCGCCCACCGCAAAAAAAUGUGGCCGUUGCGCCAACUGAAGCUCAUAUACUGCCAGAGUUCAACACCGACAUAAUAAGUCCUCGUCUGAAUCAAGGACUCGAGUCUGAACAAAAGCUGGGGCGGUCUUUGCGAGAAACGCCAGGGUACAUAGCCACGGACCGUCAGGUCAACCUUUCGUCCGAGCGCGUACGAGCUCUUGUGGGCAAGGAAGAGAUCACGCGAGCUGAUAGGGUUUUACCCAUAAACUCAUCGAACGACCCGGACUAUCGUGUACUAGCCGAACCAAAUGGUGAAGACAUGAUUCAGGCACGACACAACCAUGCAAAUAACCCCCCAAAUGUUAACAUGCUUGGUAUUGAGGAAAUACCCGGCAAUAAGCUCUGGACCACUGUGAAAGAGGCGGAGGAGUCAAAGGAGUCAAUGUCGUCACAAAAUCGAACUUCUGAUCAGAAAACUCGAGAACAUGGUAACACGGUGUUCAACAGCGACACUCGGAAUAAGACAGGUGUCUCCGUCUCACAGCCUCCAACCUAUACAGUGCCUAAUUCUGGAUCAGCAUACCCGACACCCGUUACUCCUCCUUCAAUAGGACUGCCGGAUGGGUCAAUGACUAUCGACAACGGCGUGAAGCUGCCCUCCCUAGCUGGGAGACAAGGAAAAAAGCCCUACCCGAAUUACUCGCCAAACUCAAUCGCUCGUGGUCGAAGUGCCAACCAGAGUGGCUCAGGGGCAGGAAAGCACAAUCUGGAUUCUGAAAGACAAGAAGAUCGUGCUUCCCAGCCCGCCCAGGGGAGUGGACUUCCAUCACAAGUUGCAUUCUCUGCUUCCAAGUCCUCGAUCGUUGCCAUGGAACCUGACAUUCGAGGAGCAGAAGAUAAAGUUCACGCAGCUCGUGUCCAUCCUAAUUUUGGGACUGCACCACCUCAAUUGGCGCCUGGUUGGAGCCAGAUGAGUAUCGAAACGCAACCCCAUGCUACCCCUUCCAUGUCCAAAAGUUCCUCUACUUCUCCAAACCACCCAAGCGGGGAAGGCUUAUCCCGUGCGCCACAGCCCACGCAUCAGGGAUCUUUUGAAGUUCCAAAGUCAUUUACAACUCCCAAAAUUGUUCCCAUCAUCUUGAAUAACUCAAAGCCCCAAGACAUUUUAGCCCUUAGCAGCAAUAUUGGUCAGAAAGACGCACAUAAUCAAGCCGCUGUUUUCAACUCAAAUCUAAAAUCCGUACAAUCUUCAAAAGAAUAUUCAAAGCCAACGUCAUUUCCAUCCACAAUCCCUCUCGAUCCUCAAGGCGCGGGGAUUGUGGCGCAAAGUUUGCAGCAUGACAAGGCAAAGGAUGCUGAAAACCAAGUUAAACCCUACUCAGCUGAUCCUGCCUCCUCCAAAUUGAACCACGAUUCCAACCCGAUGCCUUCACAACAAGUCGCUUCUUCCCUGCACCCAUCAACCUCCCAUCCGAUCCAGCCACCACUCAUCCACCAUCCUAAAUUAGCAGAAAUCCUUUCAUCCCCUCCUCCCAUACACAGAAGCAUGACGCCUGCAAGGGUGCACGACAAUGCUCCCGGUAGCGCUGCCGCAGCUCCUUUUCCGGGUGUCAUGGAUAUUUCGCGUUCAUCUCCGUCUGCUCCUGUCCACGUACUUACGUCGAAGGCCCACGGCUCCCCUUCAGACCGAGUGCGCACCACCCCACUCGUUUCUCGCGAUGCUGCCACACCCAAGCAUUCCCCUUCGCGUAGGCAAACCCUCGAUCCCUUGUUGAACGAGCAGACACUAUCACAACCGAUGCCUCAUUCCACUCCCGGUCCGACGUCCAACUUGUCAGCUGCCACCACUUCCUUGGCCAGAUUCGCGGCCCCUGUUGUCUCUCUUUCAAGCGACUCACGGCUGCCAGACGUGAUGCCCACAUCGCAUGGCGCCCCAGGUUCACAUCGCCUACAAACCCGAAACCUGCCAUCUAGAGUAGCAUCAAACGUAGUGGACACAACAUCUUCCUAUAAUGAUCAAAAAUAUACGCAGGCUCAAGCACCCAUCGAAACAGCACCUAAGUUACGCCCUCCAGCUAUUCACGAGAUCCAUUCGGUCACAAAUUAUCAUAAUCCUCCCGGAAGGAAACUAAGCGGAACAAUGCAGGCCAAUUCGAAUGAUCAGACUAUCCAUCGAAACCGGCCGAGCGGCGCUGGUGUACCACCACCAAUAUCGACGUCUUCUGUUUAUCCACAACCAGACAUAGCUGGUUCUCAAACUACCUUUCCGACAUUCUCUAGCACAACAGCUCUUCGACAUAAACAAUCUGCAUCUUUACCGUCUAAUAUGCCACCUCAUUUAUCUCAGUCACAAACCACCCAUCGAGUACAUCAAACACCCCAAAUUUCAGGACGGAGUAUAUCAACGAAUCCAUAUCGUUCACGAGAGCUUGCGGCGUCAGAGGAGACCAUCCUCAUGACCCCGUCAUCACUCGCGCCGUCGAUGCUUAAACCUACCGUUUCACGUUCCUCAAUCACCCCUGCUACUAUUUCCCAGCAAGACUCACGCAAACGGGGUAAAAUGGUCGAUAUGUUUCUGCCAAAAAAACCUCAAGAACCCCAGCCAGUGUACGAGGUCUGGCACCCGCCUUCGUCAAGGGCUGCUGACCGCGUUAAGGCGCCUACUUCUGUUGAGAAUCUGACGCAAACGAAUCCAAGCACCAAAGUGGCAGCUUCGUUGUCAUCAUCCAGGGUGAACGUCCCUCCACCCAUCUCCAUUCCUACCGCCCCACAGCCAAUUCAAAGACGCAAGAGUCCAAAUUCCAAGGUCUUUACGCCGUUUCGUUACUUAACGUCAAAGCGAAAUAGAUCAAUGUCGUUGUUGUCGCUGGAAGCCCAGGAUGGCACAGCGCCCAGCACCGUCGUGGGUUCUCCUACGGCAUCUAUGCAUAGUCAGGCACCUAUACAGCCUCCACCUUUGCGAGACCCGAUUAAGGCCACUCAAGAGUGGAGAAACCGUGAAGAAGCCGAGGUAUUAUCCCGGGCCAAUUACAGACGGCAGCGACCGGGUGUGGUAUUCGAUGUAAAAGAGGAACCGUCGCAAGAUAAGCAGCGCCCUAAACGCCGCACACGGACCCCCAGAGUUACUGGGGACGAACGUCGUCGAUGA
Molecule: messenger RNA, 7272 nt
Organism: Laccaria bicolor S238N-H82
Lineage: Eukaryota; Fungi; Basidiomycota; Agaricomycetes; Agaricales; Hydnangiaceae
Exons: 10
Coding region: 1-7272 (2423 amino acids)
Source: RefSeq, a predicted model, not a curated record